Molecule: messenger RNA, 165 nt
Organism: Tetrahymena thermophila SB210
Lineage: Eukaryota; Ciliophora; Oligohymenophorea; Hymenostomatida; Tetrahymenidae
Exons: 1
Source: RefSeq, a predicted model, not a curated record
AUGAGAAAAAGAAACUAUUUUGAGGAAUAGUUUGCUAUAUCAUUGUCAUAAGACCUAUAGAAAAAGUACAUCGCUAAAUUCCUAGAAAAAUGUUAAAAUAGCAGUGACUUAAGCGAAAUCGACUGUAGAAUUCUAUCAUCUGUUAUUAGAAAUAAAGUCGACUGA